Molecule: messenger RNA, 1894 nt
Organism: Branchiostoma floridae (Florida lancelet)
Lineage: Eukaryota; Metazoa; Chordata; Leptocardii; Amphioxiformes; Branchiostomatidae
Product: ammonium transporter Rh type A-like
Exons: 10
Coding region: 226-1614 (462 amino acids)
Biological process (GO): ammonium transmembrane transport; ammonium homeostasis
Cellular component (GO): plasma membrane
Molecular function (GO): ammonium channel activity
Source: RefSeq, a predicted model, not a curated record
UCACGAAGGGGCGGUUUUCAUACUCAUUUCAUUACCGAGUCUUACAGCGUCGAACACCACAGUUCAUGUCUAACGUUAUGUUGAACAUCCUCCGUUUCCUGUCCAAUACGCUACACAGCGACAUCUAGCGAUUUCAUAUGGGAUUGUUAUGAACUUAUUCAUCGUUGAAUGUUGGACACUGUCAAUGUACUUUGUUCUCCCUUUCAAACGUGAUUAUUUUGAGCCAUGACCACACGGACUGACCAGCGGCCCGCAGUGCCCAUGCAUGGAGUCGUGUCUGAGCGCAGCACGCUCAUAGGGAGAGACUCCCGGCCCGAUAGGCGGGGAAGGCUGACGGCGUUCCUGCUGGCUUUCCAGGCGCUGUUCCUGGGUCUGUUCGCGGGGUUCGUGCGGUAUGGCCCGCCUGCAGGACCGGGUAUUGCCGCCGCCGGCCCGACUAUCGACCACUACUACCCGAUGUUCCAAGACGUUCACGUGAUGGUCUUUGUUGGUUUCGGUUUCCUGAUGACGUUUCUGAAGAUGUACGGUUACGGCAGUGUGGGGUUCAACAUGCUGGUGGCUGCCUUCGUGCUGCAGUGGGCCAUGCUCAUGAGGGGAUUCUUAUAUAUGGAAGACAACACAAUCAACUUAGAUAUCAGCAGCCUGCUGACGGCUGACUUCUCGGCGGCGGCCGUGCUGAUCUCGUACGGCGCGGUGCUGGGGAAGACGACUCCCGUGCAGCUGGUGGUCAUGGCGUUUCUGGAGAUCGCUUUCCUCACCGUGAACGAAUGGAUCGGGACCGUCCAGUUCAAGGCGCAGGACAUCGGAGGCUCGAUGUUCGUGCACGUGUUCGGGGCGUACUUCGGACUGACGGUGGCCCGCAUGUUGUACAGGCCCGAGGUCUCAGACAGCGCCAAAGAAGGGGCCAACUACCAUUCCGACCUCUUCAGUAUGAUAGGUACGGUGUUCCUGUGGAUGUACUGGCCAUCCUUUAACAGCGCCCUGGCGGUAGCAGACGGACGGUACAGGGCCGUAAUCAACACGUACCUGUCUCUGGCCGCAAGCGCUGUGAUCACCUUCGCCAUAUCCUCUGCAGUUGACAAGGACGGAAAAGUUAACAUGGUUCACGUACAGAACGCCACGCUGGCCGGCGGGGUUGCUGUCGGGACAACUGCAGACAUGAUGAUUCAACCCUGGGGGGCGCUGCUGAUUGGCACCGCCGCCGGGACGCUUUCAACUAUGGGAUUUACGUACGUUCAGCCGUUCCUAGCUCGUCACAAGCUCCACGACACGUGCGGAGUGAACAACCUGCACGGCAUGCCGGGGCUGCUGGCCGGCGUGGCCGGAGCGGUGGCGUGCCGCCUGAAACUGUGUGAUCUCGGUGAAAGGUCGGCUAGAGAUCAGGCAGAAUACCAGAUGGCGGCGCUGUUUGUCACCCUUGGAGUCGCAGUGUUGGGCGGAGCCGUCACGGGCAUCAUCCUCCAACUGCCGGUCUGGGACAGGCUACAGGCCGAGGAGCUGUUCGAUGACAGAGUAUAUUGGGAGGUUCCAGAUGAUGAAUACGAUGAUUCCGAGCCCGAGCCCCGGGCCCAGUCCCACCCCCGGGCCCCGUCUGUCAUUCAGGACGCAGAGUGAACGACCGGGCAAAAACAUCUUAACUUAAUUCCGUCCCUUGAUAUAACAAAGUAGUAUCAAGAAGACUUCAUUCAACUUGCAACUGUCGUCAUUGAGAAACAUAACUUGGCUACGUCACUAGCCUGGUAUCCAGCCGUAUUACAGCUCUCGAGGCUAUUCUGUAUUUGCGGAGAGGACAGAAGAGAUUGGGAACCAUUGCACGGCUGGAUACCAGGCUACUGCGUCACUACUUUGUAAGUUGUUGUUUUUCUUCUUAAUAAACUUCUGGUAAUUUUACAAG